AGGCUCCAGACUGCCAUGCAAGGUGCCUUUGGGAAGCCCCAGGGCACAGUGGCAAGGGUCAUCAUUGGACAGGUCAUCAUGUCUAUCCGCACCAAGCUGCAGAACAAGGAGCAUGUAAUUGAGGCUCUGCACAGAGCCAAGUUCAAGUUUCCUGGGCUCCAGAAGAUCCAUAUCUCCAAGAAGUGGGGCUUCACAAAGUUCAAUGCAGAUGAAUUUGAAGACAUGGUGGUCAAGAAGCACCUCAUUCCUGAUGGCUGUGGGGUAAAAUACAUCCCAAAUCAUGGUCCCCUGGACAAGUGGGGGGCCUUGCACUCCUGAAGGUUUCCACUGCCC
Molecule: messenger RNA, 333 nt
Organism: Cavia porcellus (domestic guinea pig)
Lineage: Eukaryota; Metazoa; Chordata; Mammalia; Rodentia; Caviidae
Product: large ribosomal subunit protein uL16-like
Exons: 1
Coding region: 16-318 (100 amino acids)
Biological process (GO): translation; ribosomal large subunit assembly
Cellular component (GO): cytosolic large ribosomal subunit; ribosome
Molecular function (GO): structural constituent of ribosome
Source: RefSeq, a predicted model, not a curated record